This is a messenger RNA of Endocarpon pusillum Z07020, 1590 nucleotides long. RefSeq lists its product as uncharacterized. Gene Ontology annotation, molecular function: ubiquitin binding. NCBI's taxonomy places the organism in Eukaryota, Fungi, Ascomycota, Eurotiomycetes, Verrucariales, Verrucariaceae. The coding region runs from base 1 to 1590 and encodes 529 amino acids. The record is from RefSeq and is a predicted model, not a curated record. The transcript has 2 exons.
AUGGAUGACACAAAAGCGAUAAUAGAAAAGUUACGUAGUGACUUUUGUCCUCCAAUUGACGAACCUGCCUUUUAUGCGAUCUGUUUGGAUUACGAUUUGGGGAACCAGGAAGCCCUCGGUACUUGCCUCGAAAAUCUUGAGAUCAUAAAAGCGGCUGCAUUAGAAGCGGAUACCAGGGCCUUCGAUGCGUCGGGAACAGGAGGCUUCGUAGCUAGAGAUUUAGAAACAUCUGUUGAAUCGGCGUCCAGUUGCAAUGGCACUCUCUCAGGAUCCCAGGAAGUCGAGAGUAUCACAACAGGACUGAGCGAUCUUGCAUGGGACGACGAUUCUGCUGAAGGUCGAGAUUUGGAUGAUGCGGGCGACGAAGCCAAGGUCGCAUGGCUGAGGGCUAUGUUUCCCAACAUUACUGAGCAGAACGUAUGCUAUCGACUACAGAAGUGUCACGGGAAUCUUACAAGGACGAUUGAUGAAUUGCUGAAUCUAUCGUUCAUCGACCAAAGCGAGCCGGAAGGACAGUCAACAAUCCCCAAAGGGAUUGAUGGCUUCACACAAGUCGAAGAUCAUGGUCGUGGUCGAAAGGGAAAGGCAAAACGGCGGUUGCGCACAAGUGACUCUACUAGAUCAAACUCUACUACAUCGAUGUAUGCCGGAGCACAACACGAGCCCUACAACGUGUGGGCAUCAAUGGCUGACGACGUUGAGUUUAUCCGUGCGCGGAGCGUGCUUCGCACUCAAUAUGUCAGGUCAAUAUACCACGCUCAAAACAAGUCGCUAGCUCGCACAAUCAGCUUACUGGCCUCUCAAGAGGGCGCAAACUUUAGCUCUGCAGAGACUUCGAGCUCUGUCGGAAAAGCUCAAUUUGCAGAAUUACGCACCGAAUUUCCUUCAAUACCAGAGUCGCAGCUCUAUGGCCUCCUCGUCAUGUCGGGCAACAAGACUUCCGCAGCUCAGGAGCUUGCUGGUGCAAUGAUCACAGCGCCAAUGGAGAUAUCUGCUAGCCAAUCCCCAAUUAUCGCCAAAUAUGCGCCUGUCGACUUGACUUCUGAUAUUGAGUCAAGUAAAACCCCGUCGUCAACGCCAUGGAAUCAGGUGAGCUACUUGAAAGCCGAGAGCCUUGCAGCGGCCAAAGCAGCUGCUGGAAACACUGCCUUCUUGCAGGCAAGCAACGCUUACCGGCGAGGAAAGUCAGACCACUUAAUCGGGGGUGCCGCAGCAUACUAUGCUGAUGUUGCGCAUGAGAACGUCAGGGCGGCAAAAGAACUGAGUGCAUACGCCGCAGACAGUCUUGUUAUGUCCCAGUCAACCUCGUGUAUGCUGGAUCUGCAUGGAGUCAGUGUAGCCGAUGCAGUCCGGAUCGCGAAAAAGCAGGUAGCCAUUUGGUGGGAUAAUUUGGGUGAUACCAAGUACGCCAGUGGGGGGGGAGGUCCGGUAAGAGAAGGUUAUCGAGUAGUCACAGGCAUAGGUCGGCAUAGCAGAGAUGGGACCCCAAGAAUCGGUCCAGCAGUCAGUCGUAUGCUUGUCAAAGAAGGUUGGAAAGUUACUGUGGGUCAAGGGGAGAUUUUGAUUACUGGCAAAGCGAGGCGUUCAUAG